AUGAAAUUUUUUGCAUUAACGUUCGCAGUAAUUUGUUGCCUCACCUCCACUCUUGCAAAAAUCGAGAUUGAAGACUCGGUUUUAGUUCUUACGAAAGAUAAUAUUGAAGAAGCUAUCGAACAAAACGAUUACAUGCACCAUGGUGUGGACAUUGUAAAGCUUUAGCUCCCGAGUAUGCUAAAGCAGCCAAAAAAUUAGAGGAGAGUGGUUUCCCUGUGAAAUUAGCCAAAGUUGAUGCAACUGUUGAAACGGAAUUAGCGGAAAAGCAUGGAGUUCGUGGAUAUCCUACUCUUAAAUUCUACCGUAAAGGAUCAGCUAUUGAUUAUGGCGGUGGUCGUCAAGCAGAUGAUAUUGUAAACUGGGUAAUCAAAAAGACUGGUCCAGCAGCUAAAGUUUUGACAACCGUUGAAGAAGCUAAGUCAUUUAUCGAAGCACAAAAUGUUGCCAUUGUUGGAUUCUUUAAGGAUGCGGAAUCAGAUGGUGCAAAAGUAUUUUUAGAAGUUGGUAAUGCUUUAAAUGAUAAUCAUGUAUUUGGUAUAAGUAGCAACGAUGAAGUUUUCAAUGAAUAUGGAACAAGUGAUGGUAAAGUUAUUUUGUUUAAAAAGUUUGAUGAAGGCAAAAAUGAAUUUAAUGACGAACUUGAUGUGAAAAAAUUGCAAAAAUUUAUCUCUGUACAUGCACUGCCAUUAGUUGUUGAUUUCAAUCAUGAUACUGCACAAAAAAUAUUUAGUGGUGAUAUUAAGAGUCACCUGCUUGUCUUCCUUAGUAAAGAAGCUGGUCACUUUGAAGAAUAUGUAGAGAAAAUUAAAGAACCAGCAAAGAAAUUCCGUGAAGAGGUUUUGUUUGUAACAAUUAAUGUUGAUGAAUCUGAUCAUGAACGUAUUCUAGAAUUCUUUGGUAUGAAGAAAUCUGAUGCACCUGCUAUGCGUAUUAUAGAACUUGAACAGGAUAUGGCUAAAUAUAAACCAGAAAAUCCAGAAUUAUCUAGUGAAAACGUUUUGGAAUUUGUAACUGCAUUUACCGAAGGCAAAUUGAAAAGACAUUUGUUUACACAGGAUUUACCCGAAGACUGGGAUAAGAAUCCUGUGAAAGUUCUUGUUGGUGCUAACUUCCAUGAAGUUGCAUAUGAUAAAAAGAAAAACGUUUUAGUUGAAUUUUAUGCUCCAUGGUGUGGACAUUGUCAAAAAUUAGCACCUAUAUAUGAAGCACUUGGAGAAAAAUAUAAAGACCGUGAAGAUUUAGUUAUAGCUAAAAUGGAUGCUACUGCAAAUGAAUUAGAAGAUGUAAAAAUUAUUAAUUAUCCCACAAUUACUCUCUAUAAGAAAGAAACAAAUGAAGCUCAGGAAGAAGAUGAAGAUGAUGAUGUGCCAAGAAAAGAUGAAUUAUAGAUAUUAUGUCAUCAAAUUCAAUAAUUUCUCAUAUCGUUUAUAAAUUUUGUAAUUCUGCUUAAAUGAUAUUAAUUUAUAGAAGACUUCUUAAUCAUUCGUUUCUACUUAGAUUUAUGAAUCAAAUUGUACGAUUAAAAUUUAUUUAUAGUUUUAUAUAGGUUUAUAUAUAUAUAUGUGUGUGUGUA
Messenger RNA from Heterotrigona itama, 1573 nucleotides. NCBI's taxonomy places the organism in Eukaryota, Metazoa, Arthropoda, Insecta, Hymenoptera, Apidae. The record is from the annotation of a GenBank genome assembly.